ACGAGAAUGUCGUAUAUUUUAUGUCCCCCAUAUUAAUAAAGGCAAUUCCGAAAUGGUACUUCAACCAAAUGUGCUCUUCUUUAUAUGUAGCACUGCGUUCGCCGAUAACUACGAAAAAGUUGGAAACCUUUCACACUCUCGUUAGUCAAGUUCAACGAUUAUUUUGAACUUUCGUUUCCAACAAUAAAUGCAACAUAUUAUUACAUAACCACUUCCCCUUUCGGCUACAGUGGCAUACUCGUGUGUUUAAAGUUAAAACUGGCCUCUGUACAUGAGAAUUGAGACACCCACAUGUUCCCUUAAACUUUCCCCGGACAAGACAGAAUUCCCAUCAAUGUAUUUUUAAGAUAAACUGGAUCCCUUUUGGUGAUUUUCUUUCCUUUGUCUGCUGUUAUUCACUUCUUUUUUAGGCACCCCACUAAUUCAGAUUAAUCAUUGCACAAAUGAGUUCACUACUGUGCUUGCUUUUGGUUAUUAUUUUUCCAUUGUGCCAUUGUGUUGAUGCUGCUUGCUCUAAUGGAAACUGCAAGCUUGAUGAUGAAUGCUCGUCUAAUGGUGAUUGUGGGGCCGGACUCUAUUGUUUCUCUUGCCCACUUGGGUUUUCAGGCUCUAGGUGUGUGAGAUCUUCCAUCACAGAUCAAUUCAAGCUCAUAAAUAACUCUCUACCAUUCAACAAAUAUGCAUUUUUGACAACGCACAAUGCUUUUGCCAUUGAUGGAGAACCAUCUCAUACAGGAGUGCCUCGAGUAACCAUCACUAACCAAGAAGACAGUGUAACCCAGCAGCUAAAAAAUGGAGUUCGAGGACUAAUGUUAGAUACAUACGAUUUUGAUGGAGAAGUGUGGUUAUGCCAUUCAUUUCGAGGCCAGUGCUAUGACUUCACAGCUUUUGAACCAGCUAUAGAUACACUGAAGGAAAUUGCAGCUUUUCUGUCAGCCAACCCAACAGAAAUUGUGACACUCAUAUUGGAAGAUUAUGUUAAAACACCAAAAGGAUUGACAAAAGUCUUCACAGACGCGGGCUUGAUGAAGUUUUGGUUUCCUGUGAGUAGAAUGCCCAAAAAAGGAGGAGAUUGGCCUCUAGUAAGUGAUAUGGUUGCUAAAAAUCAAAGAUUGCUGGUGUUCACUUCAGUCAGGUCUAAGGAACAAAGUGAAGGCGUUGCAUACCAGUGGAAUUACAUGGUCGAAAAUCAGUAUGGGGAUAGAGGAAUGGAAGCAGGAAACUGUCCACAUAGAUCAGAAUCUUCUCCUCUUGAUGACAAGAGCAAGUCCUUAAUGUUGGUAAACUAUUUUCGCUCUGUUCCACUUAAGGCAAUAACAUGUGUAGAUAAUUCUGGAGGUCUCAUUGGCAUGCUACAAACUUGUCACAAUGCUGCUGGCAAUAGGUGGGCUAAUUAUGUUGCUGUUGACUAUUACAAGAGGAAUGAAGGAAGAGGGUCAUUUCAAGCCGUGGAUACUCUCAAUGGGGAGCUCAUGUGCGGUUGUAAUGAUGUCCAUGCAUGUGUGGCUGGAUCUACUUCACAAGCUUGCUCAGCAAAGAAAGCAUAGCAACAAGCUAAUGGAAAUGUUUAGUCCUUUUAACUGGAAUUGCUUUCCUUUAUCCCACGUUUCCUGGUUCCGAUAUAAUCACAUAUUAUAUGCUGCUACAGUGUUACAAGAAUGUGUUUGGUUCACAACUACAAAUGCGUUGGUUAUAGUUACCGGAAUAGGCUUAAACGUGUAAGAAAAAAUUGUUGGAAACUAUCACUGUUUCAAUGUAAAGAUACUUCUUUUCGGGAGAUUGGAAAAUGUCGACAUAAACAAGAAAAGCACCGCUUA
Messenger RNA from Cajanus cajan (pigeon pea), 1817 nucleotides. RefSeq names its product PI-PLC X domain-containing protein At5g67130. Gene Ontology annotation, biological process: lipid metabolic process. Gene Ontology annotation, molecular function: phosphoric diester hydrolase activity. Lineage: Eukaryota; Viridiplantae; Streptophyta; Magnoliopsida; Fabales; Fabaceae. The record is from RefSeq and is a predicted model, not a curated record.